Messenger RNA from Cylicocyclus nassatus, 2280 nucleotides. Lineage: Eukaryota; Metazoa; Nematoda; Chromadorea; Rhabditida; Strongylidae. The record is from the annotation of a GenBank genome assembly.
AUGAGCGAACAGUUAAGAAAAAACGUCAUUGAUGAGCUCCGCAAAGCCGAAGGGGAACCGCUCCCUCUACAAGAACUGUUUGAGCGCUCUGGUGGAGUAAAAGCGACUAACUUGAAUUUUGAAAAAGAAAGAAUUCCAUCAUGGAUUUAUGUGGAACUUUGUUCUCGAGCGGUGAAACCUGUCCACGGCGGUGACGAAAACAGCCUUCCCAAGUAUGCUCUUCAUGUUGAUCAUGCUCGCAAAACGGGUACAUUGAAGAAAAGAACCGCUAGAUCAAAAAGCGAGUCUAGCUCGCGCGGAGGGACGCCGGAUGGUGGUACACCGCGUUUCAAUCCAAGGACUGAAAGCUUCAUAAUCUUUUGCCACAUUGUCCGACGACUUUCUGCAAUUUCGCAAGAUGGAUCUGUCAGCUGGAAUGCUAUCAGGGACCAGUACAGGAAAGAGACAGGCCGUCAGUUGGUUGCUGACGAGUUGAACAAUAUGUGUGGCACUAUCAAUAUGACGAUAAACGAGUUGCUCACAACUUAUCUAUCAACAUUGCAGCCACUUCCCAAAGAUUGCGAACUCUCAGCCAUGGUGUCGAUCGUUUCUGAAGAAGUUCAGUCUGAUCUAAUAGGGGAUGGCGAUCAAAACAUCGUGGAACAACUACGAAAAGAUGAGGUCGAUAACGACGACAGUAAAGCAUCUUCUGGCGAACGCACGCCACCCACAAGUCGAAGUUCCGCUUCGGCUGUUGACGAAGCGUCGAAGCCUUCUUCACGUGAGAUGUUCCGAACACCAGAUUCUGGCCAUACAUCCUUUGUGUCGGUGAAUCAAACAUUCGAAACUAGCGGAAAAUUUGAUUACGUUAUUGGAGAUGAUAGGUCACCGGAAAGCGACAUCUCACUUGACGUCACAUGCGAAAGAUCGGCUCUGAAUAGUACGCCAUGUCGCACCCAUGAAAUUACUCUAUGCGAUGAUAACGAUCCUAUGGUGCAAAGCGAGACGGAGUAUACGGAGCAUAAGGACCCUACGGACAAAGAUGUCCUGGCGCAGUCGGAACAAGCGGAACAUGAGGAUAAACCUUCCCCCGUCGACUCUUUUGAGGAAGCAGAAGAUAAGGAACAAGUUGCUGAUAAGCCCCUCGAACAAGUUCCACACGAAGACGAACGGCGCUACGAAGUUCCAUCCGAAUCCGGUAGUGAUCAUGUGGAGGACUCAGGAGAGCUUUCAUCCGAAGAACCUGCAGAGGUUGAGCCCCAAGAAGAAGUGCAGGGAGACGAACGGCGAUACGAAGCUCUAUCCGAAUCAGGAAGUGAUGAUAUCGAGGACUCAGCGGAUCUUUUAUCAGAAGAAACGGCAGAGGUAAUCAUUCAAAAACUGGCUCAAGAUAUGCCCACGGAAGAAGGUUUACCCACAGAAGGCAACCCAGUGCCAGAAAUUGUCAUCACUGAGCCAGAGGAGGAAUCGGUUAAGAAAGGCGUAGGAGUAGAAGAGAAACUUGAUGUAGAUGAAACAAAUGGAGAGAUAAAUGAAGAUGCGGAAGUUUUGCCAGAUGUUGAAUCAACUACCGAACUCGAAGAUGUACCUAGUGAUGUCAGCGAGGACGCUGAUGCGCAGACCAUAGUAAAUGUUGUAGUGGAAGAACCGAGAAGUGAGGAGCUGUACAGCAUGGCUGAUAUCAUAAGUAAUGUUUUUGGGGAAGAAUAUAUUGUUGACGACCAAAGGGUGCUUAAAUCCGCUAUGUCCGACUCGAACAUAGAAGAAUCUGCUGAAGAGAGCGACACAUACAUUCCGCAAGGCACACCAGUCAAGGAACGAAGACUGGUGUUCGAAACAAGUGAAGAGAAAGAAGAGCCGGAACUUCUUAGCGUUGAAAUUGAAAUGGAUGGUGAUGUCGAUGUGAAGGAGAAGGUAGAGAUGUUUGAGCAUCUUCAGAAGAGUACCAAAAUGAAACUUACCGAAAAAGUGACAUCUUGGGUGGAAAUCAACCAAGAAGCACCGGCGCUGAAUGAAAUGGUGACAGUGACAAUUGAGCCGUCUCCAGUAGCGCAGGCCAGCGAUUCUUGGGAAAAAGCAUUCGUUGUUGCCAGCGGAUCUGUUCUGCCCGAAACGACAUCUUCGCAAGAGACAAGUGUAGACCUGGAUGUGUCAGAGGCACACAGUGUCCUGCAUGAGAUGGAGAAGCUUGCAGAGAAAGCAAGGUUAACGAAAAAACGAGGGCAAGCUCUGGCUGAACGUAGAUUCAUGGCUCAACUACGUCGACUAAUGGACUGUUGCGACUGUUGCACAGUUUUGUAA